AUGGGCGAUGGCCUGCUCCAGGUCUCGCUUCUUCACACACUGAAUCCCCAGGUUCUGAAAGCUAACACCUCACAGCCGUCAACCCGACUGGCCUUCCCGGCCCAGGGCCUGCCCUCAGACACCCUCUUUGGUACUCCUCUGCCCCACCCCCGGCUCGGGGGCCCCAUUUCCACUGCUCUGUCCUGGGCUCACCUUGAUGGUGGGAUGCGUCUUGGUGGUGUCCGUGCUGCGCUCCCCGGGGAUGCUGCCCGCAGACCGGCCCUCGCACUUGUAGCGGAAGCGCAUCCCCCGCUGCUUGGGCUGCUCGAUGAUCUCCACGAACGGACCUCGGGCCGGGGGAGAAUCUGGGGGGGCGGAGGGGGCCGCACACACCGCGGGCUCAGGACCCCCCGGCUCUGGACCCCGAUGCCUCCCCCGACCCUCCCAGCCCCCCCCCGCGCCGCCCCCACUUACCCGAGGCGAAGAUCAUGGGUAACAGAGGUCAGUCUCACCCUCCAUGGCCAGGGUCCUGGGGGGCGGGGCCGGGGGUCUCAGCUGGAGCCCCCGCGGCGCGGCGCGCGCCCUACGCCCGAGCCAUUCGCCAGAGGCGGAAAUGCGCCGCGCGCGCUCGCGGCGUCACUGCUCGGAAUGUUGGGCCGCGCCUGCGCACCAGAGCCUCCCGGGACGCGCGCGCUCCGCGCGCUCCCGCCUGCGGGGGCGGGGCGGACUGAGUGCGCAGGCGCGGGGAGGUGGCUGCCGAGCAGGGCAAGGCCUAGGGGCAGGGAGGCUUCAGACCCGGGCCGGCCCUUCCGCGCUUUAGAGUUCUGGGGGCCACUCCCCCUACUCCGCUCUCCUCCUCCUCCAACGCCUUGUUCUGUCUCGGCUGUUGGAUCCCCUGGCAGAUCACAUCCUCCACCCACAAAAACAGCGCAAUCCCUGGAGCGAUUAAACAUGGAACCCAAAUCCGUCCGCUUGCCAUUUCCAGCCCCAGUCUUGCUCGGCACCAUGGCAGGAGGCGGGAGCCUGCUUCUUCAUUGGCCCUCUGCGUUUAUGCUUUGUGUUCUGAUCGGAGUUCUGAAGUCCUUCAAAGUGGUUUUCCUUUACAGCAGAACCCUGGGUUUUCUUGGAGACUCAGCUUCAGCACCUUGGGCUUUUCCUGUUCCCCCUCUGGUAUGGAGUGCCUCUCCCCCAGAUUACCUUGUACGGGUUUUGUGCAUGUUAGAAUACAAGCUCCCUGAGGGCAGGUACCACCUGCCUUUUGGUUUUGUAUCCCCCAAUGCCUGUCAUAUAAUGCACAUUUAAAGGAUUGUGGAAGCACAGUCCUGAAUUGCUGGGAGAACAUACCUGAAAGGGGGUGGGGGGCUGUGGAAGCAGAACCUGCUUGUUUUCUCCUUCCUUUUUUCCCGUUGCUAUAAGGCAGGGCCGUCUAGGUGGGAAAGAGGGGAGGGUACUCUGGGAAAUGAAAGUGAUCUGAACGGGAUGUCAAUAAAAUCUUUAAAUUGACAGGAAUGCUGGUUGAUUGCUUGUUUCUGUCCGCUUCUUAAAGCUGUCUCUCCUAAAGCACAACAGCCGUCGUUGACAGAGAGAAUGUGCCCUGUGGACAGUGCCUUUCCCUGGAUCCUCUGUCCUCUGAGUUUUGGUGGCACUGCUCUCUCCUGG
Phascolarctos cinereus (koala) is the source of this 1638-nucleotide messenger RNA. Lineage: Eukaryota; Metazoa; Chordata; Mammalia; Diprotodontia; Phascolarctidae. The record is from RefSeq and is a predicted model, not a curated record.